Messenger RNA from Haliaeetus leucocephalus (bald eagle), 3005 nucleotides. Its product is annotated as toll-like receptor 1. Lineage: Eukaryota; Metazoa; Chordata; Aves; Accipitriformes; Accipitridae. Gene Ontology annotation, cellular component: membrane. Bases 776 to 2740 code for a protein of 654 amino acids. The transcript is spliced from 3 exons. Gene Ontology annotation, biological process: toll-like receptor signaling pathway; inflammatory response; cellular response to bacterial lipopeptide. The record is from RefSeq and is a predicted model, not a curated record. Gene Ontology annotation, molecular function: lipopeptide binding; Toll-like receptor 2 binding; transmembrane signaling receptor activity.
CUGAACUGUGGGGCUGCGGAAUUAAACAACUGAGAUUUAGCUUUUCAGAUGCCUCUUUGCGCCUUUGUUGUAUCUGUUUACAGGAGGCGCCGCUAAAAGAAACCGGGAGGUGGGUACACACGUUUCCAGUAAGUUAGUGUCAGCGCCGGGCGCCCGCAGCUGCGCGAGAAAUACUUGGUUGAGCAAGAGGAUUGCAGGCUCUUGCCCAACAACCUGUGGUUCUUGUCUCUGUCUUAAUUCCUCACGCCCUUUCCUCUUUUUGCCGCUUCAUUUUAAGGCGAAGCAUGCCUUUCUACAGCAAUAAAAGGCAGUUCCACGAUUCAUCAUAGCAUCCUCUCUGUCACUAGUCUUAACUUUGCUGAAGAAAGAAAGAACUGACUGUUGCCACAGGAAGCAAAAUAACACAUGUUGUGGAAUCACUGAGAAGAGCUGCUAUAGGAGGUCACAAAAUAAAGCCCCAGUUCUCAGAAGCAUGCUUCACAAAUAUGGAUCAUGCUAUGUGACUUACAGGCUUAUCAGGCAAAAGUCUCUGAAGUUUCCUGUAAAGGAUAUUCUAAAGAAAGUUUGAAGGUACUCGUAAAUAAUUUGACUGAAUGCCAGGACGUAGGAAGGAGAAAGAAAAUUAAGCACAUGUGGAAGAAUUGUAUCCUUCUUUCACCUAGUCCCUGGAUAUUGAUGAAAUUUUGUCCUAAGAAGAAAUAACGACUUGAAGGAUUAGAACAAAGAUGGACAGAUAAGAGAAGUAUUGAGCAUCUCCAAGGAAACAGAAACCAGUAUGACAGAACAUAUGAGAUCUCUCAGAAAUUUUUUUCUUUACAAGUGUCUGUUUGCAUUAACUUUUUGGAACUGUGUCAGCCUGUCUGUGGAAAAAGAACUCUUCACAUCUGUUUCUAACGAAGAUGGUUCUGACAAAAAAAUCAAGAGCCUGCCAUACCUCUAUACAAAUAGUCAUCAGUCCAAAGCUAAUUUUGACUGGGUUUUGAUACAAAAUACUACAGAAAGCCUAUCGUUGUCAGAAAUCACAAAUGACAAUGUAAAAAAAUUAGUAGCAUUAUUAUCUAAUUUCAGACGAGGCUCCAGGUUACAAAAUCUGACACUGACAAAUGUGACAGUUGACUGGAAUGCUCUUAUUGAAACUUUUCAGGCUGUAUGGCACUCAUCCAUUGAAUACUUCAAUGUUAACGGUGUAAGACAAUUGUCACACAUAAAAAGCUAUGACUUUGACUAUUCAGGUACGUCUAUGAAAGCGGUCACACUGAAGAAAGUUUUAAUCACAGAUCUGUACUUCUCACAGAAUGACCUAUACAAAAUAUUUGCAGACAUGAAUAUUGCAGCCUUGACAAUAACUGAAUCAGAGAUGAUACAUAUGCUGUGUCCUUCGUCUGACAGUCCCUUUAGAUACUUAAAUUUUUUAAACAACGAUUUAACAGAUCUGCUGUUUCAAAACUGUGACAAAUUAAUUCAACUGGAGACAUUAAUCUUGCAGAGGAAUAAAUUUGAGAGCCUUUCCAAGGUAAGCUUCAUGACUAGCCGUAUGAAAUCACUGAAAUACCUGGACAUCAGCAGCAACUUGCUGAGUCACGAUGGAGCUGAUGUGCAAUGCCAGUGGGCUGAGUCUCUGACAGAGUUGGACCUGUCCUCAAAUCAGUUGAUGGAUGCCGUGUUUGAGUGCUUGCCAGUCAACAUCAAAAAACUCAACCUCCAAAACAAUCACAUCACCAGUGUCCCCAAGGGAAUGGCUGAGCUGAAAUCCUUGAAAGAGCUGAACCUGGCAUCGAACAGGCUGGCUGACCUGCCGGGGUGCAGUGGCUUUAUGUUGCUGGAGUUCCUGAACGUAGAGAUGAAUUUGAUCCUCACCCCAUCUGCCAACUUCUUCCAGAGCUGCCCACAGGUCAGGGAGCUACAAGCCGGGCGCAACCCGUUUGAGUGUUCCUGUGAACUGCAAGACUUUAUCCGUCUGGAGAGGCAGUCUGGGGGGAAGCUGUUUGGCUGGCCAGCGGCGUAUGUGUGCGAGUACCCGGAAGACUUGCAAGGAACGCAGCUGAAGGACUUCCACCUGACUGAACUGGCUUGCAACACGGUGCUCUUGCUGGUGACAGCUCUGCUGCUGACGCUGGUGCUGGUGGCUGUCGUGGCCUUUCUGUGCAUCUACUUGGAUGUGCCGUGGUACGUGCGGAUGACGUGGCAGUGGACGCAGACAAAGCGGAGGGCUUGGCACAGCCACCCCGAAGAACGGGAGACCGUUCUGCAGUUUCACGCGUUCAUUUCCUACAGCGAGCGCGAUUCGUUGUGGGUGAAGAACGAGCUGAUCCCGAACCUGGAGAAGGGGGAGGGCUGUGUACAACUGUGCCAGCACGAGAGGAACUUUAUCCCCGGCAAGAGCAUUGUGGAGAACAUCAUUAACUGCAUUGAGAAGAGCUACAAGUCGAUCUUUGUGUUGUCUCCCAACUUUGUGCAGAGCGAGUGGUGUCACUAUGAGCUGUACUUUGCCCAUCACAAAUUAUUCAGCGAGAAUUCCAACAGCUUAAUCCUCAUUUUACUGGAGCCGAUCCCUCCGUACAUUAUCCCUGCCAGGUAUCACAAGCUGAAGGCUCUCAUGGCAAAGCGAACCUACCUGGAGUGGCCAAAGGAGAGGAGCAAGCAUCCCCUUUUCUGGGCUAACCUGAGGGCAGCUAUUAGCAUUAACCUGCUAAUGGCUGAUGGAAAGUGGUGUGGGGAAACAGAUGAAGAAUCUUUCUAAUGGAGUUUCUUCCAUUUUUUCUUUGUGAAGCAAUAAAUGCUUUAUGAUCUCCAUUGGUUGUCAAUGUAUUUAACUUUUUGUUACAGAACCUUGUUUCUACAUAGUUUUCUGUGCUGCCUCCUAACGGUAGGCAAAAUUCAAGUUACCUCACUGGAAUUCUCUUGCAGUUGAUACAGAGAUAGCAAAUGACAAAUGAGUUUGGAUGUGCAUUUUGAAAUACAGUUUGAAAUACCGUAGUGAAUUUUUCUCAGCAGAAUAAAGCCUG